Messenger RNA from Megalops cyprinoides (Indo-Pacific tarpon), 1280 nucleotides. RefSeq names its product mitoregulin. The record is from RefSeq and is a predicted model, not a curated record. Gene Ontology annotation, cellular component: mitochondrial inner membrane. The coding region runs from base 60 to 230 and encodes 56 amino acids. NCBI's taxonomy places the organism in Eukaryota, Metazoa, Chordata, Actinopteri, Elopiformes, Megalopidae. The transcript is spliced from 2 exons. Gene Ontology annotation, biological process: positive regulation of mitochondrial membrane potential.
UAUAUGCUCCACACUUCUUGAAGUGUUUUCCCUGGCGGUUGGUAUACACAGAGGUGAACAUGGCUGAUGUGUCGGAAAGGACACUGCAAGUUGCAAUACUGAUCUCCUUUGCAACCGGAUUUGUAGCUGGCUGGCAGGCCAACAGAAUGAGAAGGAGAUUCCUUGACUGGAGGAAGAAGAGACUACAAGACAAGCUUUCAGAAACACAGAAGAAAUUGGAUUUGGCGUGAAACAAAAGAUCACAGGACAAGUGACGGUUAUUGAAACAACCAGGAAGUUCCAGUCGUCACAUGGACUACUCUGAUAUGAACUGACACCAAGAAUCCACCAUUCGCUACUUAAGCUAAUGUGCACAGAAGACACCCCUGAUGAGAAAUGACCCACGUGUUUUAGUGGUCGAAUUUUAUAACAAAUGUUAUGUCUUACUCUUCAGCCUUCUAUUCAUAUCCUCUGUACCGGUGAAUUCUUCGUGUAUUUUUGAAACCAGAUUAAAUGACUUAUUUUACUUUUAAAAUUACAAAUCCUGAUUUCCCCACAAGUGCCCGUUUGCUGUGCUGGCUGUUGACUCAACCAGCCACUGGUAAAUGGCUCAAAAUGUAUUAAAAUGUAACAUGAUCUGUCGUAGCGUGUAUUUCACUAGCCAUUAGCUAGCAUAUAGGCUUCAUUCCAUAUUUAUCAAACUGAAAUUUUACAGAUAUAAGUUGACAGUCUGUUGCUGUUUCUACACAACUGUAUUGACCUGAGGCCAUUCUUGAUUUUUUAAAUUAUUGUUCUAACUGCGGGUAGUUCAUUAACUUCUGCAGUGUAGAUGCACUAUGCAUAUUGAGCACCAGCUGUAAUUAGAGUUUACAGACAACACCACCAAACCUGCUCGCCCAGUUCAGGUUUCAUCAUAUACAAUACACUCAAGGCAGUUUUACCUUCAUGUGUCUACUGACUCUAGCAUAACUCCUCCCCAGGGCCACCUGUCUGUGCUACAGCUUUCUUUCUAUGCCUAAAAGGGAGAUGUGUGUCAAUGGGUGGUUCUGUUACUUCUUCGCACAAGAGUUGCUGCAGGUAAACGCUUGCAGUUAAUGUAUUAAAUUUUUUUUUUUUUUGCAAAUGCUGUAAGUGCAAUUGUCAUUUUUUUACAUACAGAACAAUGUGGAAUGUCAAAUACAAAGUUGUAAGAUACUGAAAAUGUUUGUAUACACAAGAGAGAAUGCUACUGUAAAUUUGUUGAUUUGAAACCUUGGAUGUGAGAAGAGCUUUAUGGCGUGGGUCCACUACUCUGUUUUUAG